GUUCAAAUCGCAUGGAUGUGCUGCGGCCACGUUUUUCCUGGUGCUACCUUGCCCUAUGGUCUGUUAGGCCUACUCCUCCUGUCCUGUCCUAAGAAACACACGUAUGAUGAUGCCCUUUCAAAGGCUGAGAAACUUAUGCGCAUCUGGCCAUGGAUCUAGGCAUGGCGAAACCUGGUCCUGAUACGGACGCCAGGGGCGAGAACGCCGCUGGUUUUGUCUCGGACCAUUCUUACAUCAUCGGCUUCUCUCAUUUACAUGACUCUGGUACUGGUGGCGCUCCGUCACUGGGCAACUUUCCCCUCUUCGUCCAUCCAGGGUGCCCCGGGGAUAGCUACCUUAACUGCACUUUUAGCACUUUGGGCCGGAGCGUCAGGCGCACCGAAAACUCGGCCCAGGCCCGUCCUGGUUAUUUCGCCAUCGGCUUGGAGAACACAGUCCGGGCUGAAAUGACGGCUACCCAGCAUGCGGCUCUCUACUCCUUCUCUUUCGUUCCCGAGCAGACCGUUUCCAGCCCAAACCCCGGCGGGCCGGCGACCAACGAACCCGUCGAGAUCCCCACGAACCCCCUCAUACUCAUCGACAUCCAGGACUUGGGAAAAACGCGCACCAGCGGAGGCGUCCGGGUAGAAGAAUCCGGUCGUAUCGUAGGGCACGGCACCUUCGGACCUUCUUUCGGCGUUGGAAAAUAUCAGGCCUACGUCUGUGCCGACUUUCGUGGAGCAGAAAUCCGUGCAUCCGGCAUCUUUGAGGGCGACCAUCCUCGAGAGGGAACCAAACAGCUCGAAGACAUGCGGCAAAGUUCAGCUGGCGCAUGGUUGCACUUCGACCAUCCAGCCCAAGAUCGAAUCCUUGCCCGCGUCGGUCUUUCCUUUAUAUCCAUAGACCAGGCAUGUGCCAAUGCCGAAGCCGAAAUCCCCGACUUCGACUUUGAUCGCGUUGGACAUGCCGCUGCUGCGAUAUGGGCGGAGAAGCUUUCCGUCGUGGAGGUUGAUGACCACAGCGGAAGUGAUGAGCUCCAAACCGUCUUUUGGUCCGGUCUAUAUCGCACUCUGCUCUCGCCGCAGAACUACACGGGCGAGAACCCGCUCUGGAAGUCGUCCGAGCCCUACUUUGACUCGUUCUACUGUAUCUGGGAUUCCUUCCGGGCACAGCACCCACUGCUGACAAUUAUUGACCCGGAAGCACAGGCCCAAAUGGUUCGGGCACUGUUGGACAUAUAUCGCUUUGAGGGCAAACUCCCCGACUGCAGAAUGUCCUUCUGCAAGGGAUACACACAAGGGGGGUCAAAUGCCGACGUUGUCAUAGCGGAUGCGUUUCUGAAAAAUGUCUCCAAUGGAGUGGACUGGAACACAGCGUAUGAGGCUGUCUUAUCCGAUGCGGAAGUGUCACCCAAAAGCUUCAAUGUAGAAGGACGUGGCAAUAUCGAGAGCUGGCUGGACCUGGGUUACAUAGCGUCAGACCACAGAGACAGAAACUCUACAGGGCCCCACUCGAGGAGUGUCUCUCGCACGGUCGAGUACGCCUACAACGACUUCUGCAUCGCGACCCUCGCCAAGGGCCUGGGCUACAGCGCCGACUACCAGCGUUUCAUGCGACGCAGCGUCAACUGGCAAAACCUCUGGAACCACGACCAGCGCGACCUCCUCCUGCUCUGGGACAGGCCGGGACGAGAACGCGAGGCGACCAGCUUCGUCGGCUUCCUCCAGCCUCGGCGCAUGGACGGCACCUUCGGGUACCAGAACACGCGCGUGUGCUCCCCCGGGGCGGAGCCGCACAUAUGCUACUACGACACCUCGCAAUCGACCUACGAAGGGUCGCCCUGGCUGUACAGCUUCUACGCGCCGCAGGACAUGGCAACCCUGGUGCGCCUCGUCGGGGGCCCCGCCGCGCUGGCUGACCGCCUCGACUACUUCCACGAGAGCGGCCUGGCCUACAUGGGCAACGAGCAGUCCUUCCUGACCGUGUUCCAGUUCCACUACGCCGCCCGCCCGGGCCGCAGCAGCUACUGGGUGCGCCGGUACAUCCCGUCCCAGUUCAACACCACCGUUGCCGGUAUCCCGGGCAACGACGACUGCGCCAUGGGCGCUUUCACCGCCUUUGCUGCCAUGGGGCUCUUCCCCGUCGCCGGCCAGGACGUCUACCUGAUCACUGCACCUUUGUUCCGCGAGUUGAGGUUGCCAUCGCGGCGUGGGCCCGAGUCGCCGGCUAUUAUCAGGAAGGUCGCCGCCCCCGGACAGGGGAGAGUGGGAGACGAUGGCAUGAUGUAUGUGCAGAGCGCCAAGCUGAAUGGGCAGCCUUAUACGAAAAGCUGGAUCACGCAUCACCUGUUGAUGGAAGGUGGAGUGUUGGAGUUGACGAUAGGGAGAGAGGAGACCGAUUGGGGGACAGCAGAACAAGAUCUCCCGCCAAGCUAUCCGUUCACGUCACAUUUUCGAGAGAUGCAUUAGCAGGGUGUGGUCUGUUGGGGAAUAAAGGACUUUGGAGGGCGGCAACAUACUAUACUAUCCAGUUUGGGUUCUGAGAAUGCGUUGUUCCUCCGGACAUAUCUGGAUGGUGUUCUCCUUGAGGAGAAAAUGUCCAUACACGCCCAUUUGCAGCAAUAUCAAACCGCUCACCGGACAUAACAAGAUCCAAUGCGAGGAGAAGCACACGAGAUAGUUAUGUUCCUUGGGUCAUUAGAAGUUUACUUUCUAGAAAUGCUGGCAUGACGAAGUUCAAGCAGCGUGUUUGGAACGUUGCCCAGCUACAUGGUCAACAUACCAAACACCCCUUGUUGUUGAGAAAUCAAACG
Molecule: messenger RNA, 2791 nt
Organism: Sodiomyces alkalinus F11
Lineage: Eukaryota; Fungi; Ascomycota; Sordariomycetes; Glomerellales; Plectosphaerellaceae
Product: glycoside hydrolase family 92 protein
Exons: 5
Coding region: 150-2447 (765 amino acids)
Biological process (GO): glycoprotein catabolic process; carbohydrate metabolic process; protein deglycosylation
Cellular component (GO): cytosol; nucleus
Molecular function (GO): carbohydrate binding; peptide-N4-(N-acetyl-beta-glucosaminyl)asparagine amidase activity
Source: RefSeq, a predicted model, not a curated record